UGAGGUAAUACACCUCGUGUCACGUGUGUAUUUACUUCACUGAUAUUUUACUAAACGUUGCACAAAUAAUUGUUAUAUAUACGACGUAGAGAAUUCACUACAUUCGAAGCACAUAACCUGCACAUGUCGAUAAUUUUGGUUAAAUGAUUAACGAGGAAAUUAACGGGUUUUGACCCGCCUGUAUCGAGGUCAUCUUUCGCAAUUUCAUUCGAUUUUGUUUUUGUGUUGGUGUGUAAGUGAGCAGUUGUCACUACUCAAAGACAAUUCCUAGUGGUAACUGCUUUGAACUUUGACCUGGGAUUUUGACACUGAGUUGUUUUAUUGAUGAAUUUACACGAAACAUCCGCAAGCAUGCUUUUCAUAUGGAAAGCGGAAAUUCGUAUGUCGUCAGACAAAAUGGCGGCCUCCAUGGAAAUUUAGAAUUUUGAUACAUUUUAACGUAUUUUUGGACAAUAUAUUUCGCAAAAUGGUUGUUGUUCAGGUGGAACUGAAGGAUAAUUACGGAGAAAGCUCAGCCGCCCUGAUGACGUCAGACCGGGGAACCACUGGGGGCGCUGAGUUAACAACAACACCGGUCCAGUCGGCAGAUUAUUUGGUGCAGUGGGAUGGUUCAGAAACUGUCUUACAGUUUGAGAAGCCAGGAUUAAACCCUAAUGCUACAGUGUACAAACCUGCUGAUGUCCAGUGGGAUGUAAAUGUUAAUGUUAACGAAUAUAAGUAUACAAAUGGAGAUGUAGGGACAGGUGAGGGAGGGGUGGUGACUCCAACACAGACACCCCUCCCAGAGGCUCCUUUGGAUAAUGCCAUGGGAUAUAAUUAUGAGCCAAACCACAAUAUAGAUAAUGGUGAAGACCCAUUAGCAGGAAUGGAUGCUGAAGAGCGCAAACGACACAUGAUAAAAACACAACUAGAGGCUUGUCUUUCAAGAGAGAAUCUAGCCAGUGAUAGAUAUCUACAGUCACAGAUGGACGCUGAUCAGUAUGUUCCCAUAGCAACAGUGGCCCAAUUAGACCAGAUAUCACAGUUGACAAAGGACCUUGAACUUAUAAUUGAGUUAAUCAAAGAAUUGCCUAAUGUCCAAGUCCAUGAAGAUGGAGAAAAAUGCCGACCCAAUCAUAACAGGUGUACAGUUAUACUGAGAGAAAUUCCAGAUGACACACCUUUAGAUGAUGUGAAGGGACUAUUUAUGAGUGAGAAGUGUCCUAAGUUUGCUAGCUGUGAGUUUGCUCACAACAGUAACUGGUUUGUGACAUUUGAGUCUGAUGCUGAUGCCCAGAGUGCCUACCAGUAUUUGAGAGAAGAGGUUAAAACUUUCCUUGGCAAACCUAUUAUGGCAAGAAUAAAAGCUAAACCUCUGAUUAAGAAUACACCAUAUCCAAGGAAUGGUUACAACCGUUAUCAACAACAACAAAAUCAGCAGCAGCAACAACAACAACAGCAGGCUCAACAGCAGCAGCAGUUGAUUCAACAACCCCAACAACAACAGCAGGCUCAACAGCAACAACAACAACCGACAGAGGGACAAGGACCACAACAAACACCACAGUUUCAAGUGCAACCCCAAGUCUCACUAAUGUCAAAUAUGUCAAAUAUAUCAAAUAUACCUAACUAUAGUCAGCAGGCAAUACCAUUCUUUCCUAAUCCCAUGAUACAGUGGCCAAAUAAUCCAUUAAUGGAUCCAAGCAUGGUAAGAGAACAUGCUAAUUAUCAACUUGGGGUGCUAGCUAUUAACGGAUACCAGGCAACUAGUGUCAAGUUAAACACACAACCAAGGACUCCAUUUGGAAAUCUGAAUAGAAAUAAUCGGAAUCCAAGACAGAAUAAUCGCCUUGGUAACCAGGACAGAGGUCCUUUAGACAACCGCCCUAGUCAUGACCGACAACCACAAAGUCAUCGCACAAGUCCACGGAUGUCGGAUAACCAACCGAUCUCAGGUCAUCACUCAUACCAAAGUCAAAGUCGACGAACCCUGGACAAUAAUGCCAAUCACAGUCACAUGUCACCAGUUAUAGAUAAUAAUAAUAUACCUGCAGGCAGACAAUCGGAAAUUCCAAGCAGAUACAAAAGUAGAAGAAAGCCCCCACUAAAUGGUGGUCCAAAACUAAAUAAUAUGAAAGACAAACCAGAACCUCAGUUUGACUUUGAAAGCAGCAAUUUUCCUCCGUUAGGAGGAGGACCUGGUACCACAAGUGCUUCAACAUCAUCCACUUCUAAUGAAGUGUUUGAGAGCAAACUUUCUGACGUUGUGAAAGGAACUGCCAAGCCACAAGCUAAACCUCAAACCAAUGCAUCCCAACCACAGCCUGUGAGUCCAGUCGCCCCACCGAGGCCAGCCACACCUCCUCAACAACCUCAGAAAGACCACUCUAAUAAUUCCAGUAGUGCUAUAAAUGGAACCUCUGCAAUAUCCUCCCAGAGUAGUACUCCAACGAGGGUUCCGUCGCCUCCACCUGUCUCCCCUCAAAAGUCUCAAAAGACUGCUAUUGUUGAACCUCCUCAGCAACAGAAAGUAAUUGAGGUUGUUCAGACCCCUGUUAAAGUGACACCAGUCUCUUCAACACCAGUCAAAACGGCUGAACGUGAACGGGCCAUAUUUCAGGCUGAUAGGGAAAGGCCUUCUCCAGCCAAGUUAUCUUAUGCUCAAAUGGUGCAGAGAAAGGGAAGUGAGAAGGAGGAAGGAAGCGGUGCCGAAGGAAAACCAGACGAUCUUAGUGACAAUUCAGGAAAUGAAUCGCCUCAGUGUUCCCGUAAAACUCUUAAAGAGCAAUCGCAGACUCAAAAACCUGCUCCACGUACUCCAUCAAAGGAGCAUGGUCGCAGGGAGUUUGAACCUAAAGAACAGCGACACGGAGGGGGUCGUAGACCUGCCAAGGAAAAUCGUAUUGACAGGAGAGGAGAUAGGCGUCGUAGUGACAGGAAUGACCGUGAGGGCUCUAGAUCAUCAGUGUCGUCUGCUAAGUGAAAAGUGGCAUGAAUUUGAUGGCAGCAGACACAUAAAAAACAUUGGCAAAAUUGUUUUUGAUUUCUGUGAUAAGGGAUAAAAAUGAAACCAUUUUCUGAAGAAGAUUUUGUAGGAGAAAAUAUGAAUUUGUAGUGUGAAGAAGAGAAUUUGCUGCCGAUUGUCAGAAACUUGAUAUUGAUAAGGACUGGUUUUCUGUCAUUGAUGGUGGUUAUGGGUAAAGUGUUUAGAAUAUAUGACCAGAUCAUGACAUUGGUUUUGAACGAGUUACAUCAGGGCUAGAUGCUGUAUACUUGUUUUGUUCUGUCUUUCUUCUUUGUUAUCUUCUCUUUUCUUUCUUUCUUGAGUAAAACGCUUUUUAUCAAAUUUAAAAUUUUUAAUAUGCAAAAUUGUACAUAAUUCUUGAAUAUGUAUAUUUUGUCUGAGCAAAGCUGCAUGGAUUGGAAGAAAUUUAAGAAGUUUUAUUAUAUAAGUGCAUUCAAAUAGAUAGCUACAGUUUUGUACAUAUAUUUUCUCCAUAAAAAUCUUUCGAUAAUUUAAAAUAUUUCUAAUUAUGCUCCCAGAACAAUUUUUGCUGAUGUUUCCCCAUUAGAUUACUCUGCAUUAUGUUUUAUACAAUAUUGCCUAAAAAACCAUAGACUGAUAUUUUUAAAAAUCAGGGUCUGACUGCAGUGGACGAUGGUCAGAUUUUUAUUGACCUCAAUCAAGAUGAGAUGGCAAUUGAUGAAAGAAUGGCCAUUAAUUAAAUAUGUUUGGUGCUAGCUCUGCAGCAAUAUUGGUUAGACUGGUAUUGGAAACAUAAAAGUGAAGGAAAUCAAAAACAGACAUUUCCUAGAGUUCAGGAAUUGAGAUGUUUUUCUGAACCGGAGAUUGGAAAUUAAAUGUGAAUUUUUGGAAAAGUUUUUUUCCUGGUAAAAUUGUUGACUGAUCUCUGUGAAUGCAUUAAGUAUUACAGUUUCUAUAAAUAGAAGUGUCUAUAAAUAGAGUUUCUAUAACUAGAAGAGAAACUUUUUGUUCAGAGUUGGACAUUUGUGCCACAGACUCUUUUAAAACGUUGUGAUGACAUGUUGAUCGGCCCCCACAAUUAUAUAUUAAUUAACGUGGGGAUAUUUUGUAUAUUGGAACUGUAUUUUUUGCUUGUUGCUUUAAAUUUAUUGUGUGUAUAAUGAGAAAUGGUGAGAAUGAAUGAAUAUAAACAUUUGUUGUUUUAUUAUUGUUGUCAUGGUUACGAUGGUGAUAUUAAGGAAGUAAAAAAACAUAUUUUUACAACUGGUUCAAAUAAAACAUAUGGCCGAGUUUGUUUCUCAGGUCAAGUUGUUGUGUUUUAUUAAUAAUCUCAGAACUUUUUGAAAGUUGAAAUAAUUUUAUGAAAAAAGAAUUGGAUGAAUCUGUGAUAAUUGUUUUUGGAAAGGUUUUAUAUCUUUAUUUAAUAUUAAGAUCAAAGAAAUUAGAAUGAAUGAUAGUGCUGAUUAAAUUAUUGAAUAUAUCUGCUUUUAAAAUGGUAUUCAUUGGUGCAUAUUUAUUUCCAUAUAUGAUGAAGCAGUUCUACAAGCGGAAAGUGAGCCUUAGCCAUGGAAAAUGAACAGUAAUAGACAAAUUUCCUUUAAAAGUUGUUUUAUAUUAACAAUUUUGAAUAAUGUCUAUAAUUGAAAACUGCAUUUAGUUGUGAAAAAGUAAACUAUAAUAUUCAAACAGUAUAAAUUUUCAGAUAUACUCUAAUAACAUUUUUAAGUUACACAAGUGCAAAAUGUAAGAUAUCCCAGUAGAGACAUUUCAAAGUUUGUAAGGAAAAGACAAAUUCUUAAUGCUGUAGCAAACAUAUCUAUAUAUCUUUACGGUUUCUUGUUAAAAAAUUCAGAAGAAAAAAAGUGUUAUUUAAAGUAAAAAAUGUAGUGAUUUGGAAAUUGAUGUCUGGCACACCUUUUCUGGUUCUAUCUAGCCUCAUUUUAUAGGUACUAAUCAAAAAUUAUAAUGCUUUUAUGAGAUCUUGUAUACAAAUAAAGACUUUUAAUGCAAUACUAGAUGUUCUGAAGUUUCCAAAUAUCAAAAAAAAUUAAGGCAGUCAUUUGUGUGUUAUAAGGGAGAUAACUCUAUUUAAAAUCUUGGAAGCUUGAAUUGGUAGUUGAUUCUGUGUUUAUCUGAACUAAUAUCACCAUCGUAAUCUACUGUGUUUUUGUUUUGGGAGAAAUUGCACAUAUUGAUCUUGGCACAUGUCAAUCAUUUGCAUGGGUGGAGUCUAAUCGGCUUAUGAUAUUUUUUAAUAUUUAGAUUUUUUUUGUAAUUUGCACACCUUAAUGUUAAAUUUAUGUUUAAGAUUUAUUAAUUAUGUAUUACUAUUUAUGGUUUUGGUUUUUUGUUUUCUUGUAUUUUUUCAUACUUUUGUCAUUUUAUUUCAUCAUGAUAAAAAAAUAUCAAGAAACUCACAGUAGACUGAUUGACUGUUGAAAUUGUAAUUUAAUAAUUAGUUAUUGAAUAAUUUGUCAUUAAAUAUUACUCAGAGAACUUUAAACUUCAUCUUGUUAUCAUAAUAAUCCCAUAAAUGCUCAAUUGUGUUGAUGAUUUUUCAUUUUUUCAAUCAUGAUUCUUUGACGGGAUUUUAAUUCGAGAAAAAAAAUGCUGAUUUUCAUAAAUUAAAUAAAGAUUUGUCUUCAUAUGAUUUGUUUCUAGAUAAUAAACAAUCUUCCAUUGAUAAUUUGUUAUUUAAUGAGCAAACAAAAGAGGUUGAACAGAUACAAGUAUGCAGAAAUGGUAGAUGCUUAUUUUAAGUAUUUUUUCAACAAUUUUUUUUGUCAGAUUGACAAGCGGAAUACUACUGAAAAAACUUGUUUAGCUAAAUCGACCAUAUCAUGUAGAAGUCUUUUAAACUCUGUUGAUUAAGAAAAUACUAAAUUAUGUUCUAAUUGAAAUAAAAAUAGCUUACUAAUAAUUAGUUGUGUGUAGUUUUAUUAAUUUUUUUUAUGAUUAAAAAAUCUGUUGAAAAUUAUUUUUUUGCAGGAUUUUUUUUUUUUUUUUCUCAAUUGAAUCUAGGAAAACCAAAAUAUGGCGGUACAGUAAUUGUGUUCACAGUAGUGUAAAAUAAUAGCUUUAAAUGUGUUUCUUUUGGUUAAAAUAAAAGGUUCAACAUUUAAUUUUGAUACUCCAUGAUGUAGUUAAGAUAUUAAGAGACAGGAGCUUCCUUGUUCGACUAUCUUUCAAGUUUGUCCAGUAUCCAAGUACGAAUUAACGCUUUGUCUCACAAACAUUCUCUUCUGCUUUUUAGAUGAUUGAUGCUGUUUUCUGAACGGAUUUAUCUUUUUUACAAAAUGACUGCCAUUUAUGUACUACUGUCCAUGUUCCACAUUUAAUUUCCAUGAGUAAAAUCAUAUCUAGUCUCUGGUCUGCAUCCUAUCAAGAUCAUUAAGUCUUCUUGAAGUAUUGAACUGAAAGACUGUAGAUCUUAAGCCUUUAUAGGACACCCUUAAGUUCAGUUCUUUUGAACUUAUGACAUUUAAAGGCUAAAGACAGCCACAUGAUAUGAACUUUUAAGUGGAACUUUUUUAUAUUUUUUUACCUUUGUAUGAAAUUAAAAUUCUAAACUCUUUUAUCAUUGAGCAAGGGCUAUAACUCUUUUGUUCAAAUAAUUAGUCAAAUCAGAAUCCAGUUCAUAUGAAUUUCACAAGUACCAGUAAGAAAAUAAAAAAUCGUAUGAAAAGUUUUGAAUUUCACACAUAACAGUUAGAAAAUGAAAGAUAUUUGGAUUAAAGUUCGUUAUUUGUGAGACAAGAAAUGUUUGAAUGAAUAAUUGAAAAAGGGGAAGAUUUAGGAAAUGAGGAAGGCACUGUUUUUCCUAUUCAUUAUUUUUUAUCUGCUUUCUUCCAUGUUUUAUCAUGCUAUCAUUUUACAAACUGCAUUUUUGUCCAUAGCAACAAUUAAUUUAUAUAGUAACGGUUUAGAUGUUGUAUAUGCAUUUAGCUGAGGAGGACAUUAAUUAUUACAUUUAUUUGAUCAACAUCUUAUUUUUUAAUCAUUAUAUGAUGAAAUGAGGUAAAUAAUAAUUAUGUGUUAUUGUUGGUUUUUGUAAUCGUUAAAUAGAUUUGGCAAUCACUGAUAAUCAAACGGACCCCUGGAUUGUUGCACAUAUUGAAAUCAUGCAUUGCUUUACUUUUCUAAAGAGUCUUAGUAUAAUUUGAUGUUCAAAAAUUUGUUCCAAGGUAUAAACUUACUGUUUCAUACAUACAGGCUUAUUUAUCUCUUAUAUUUGAAUUUAAUUUUUUGGUUCCAAUUUUUUUUCUCUGGAAAUUUUGUUUUCAAAUUGUGACUAUUUUUUACUAUUUCAGUUUUCAAAAUAAUGACAAAAAGAGAAAAUCACAAAAAAAAAUGUCAUCCCCACCCAAUUGUUCAAAAUACUAGAUUAUAUUAAAACAGCCUUACUCAUAAUUUGUUUUUGCUCAUAAGUCAGUCACUGAAACUGAACACAGCUAACAUAUUUACAUGUUUAUUCAUCCAUGAAAGAUGUUGAGAAAAUAAUGUAUUAAAUUUGUCACUUAAUUAUUUCUCAUGUUUGUGUGUGUUUAUGAGCGGGAUAAGAAAUUGUUGUGUACAUAUUAAAACUCCUUUACGGAAUAGAAAAUAUUUUAUUGAUAACCUGUUAUUUGUGUGAAAAUUUGUUCUGCGAGAGGAUUUUUUUUUUUGACAUUCUUGAUGCAAAUUGUUUAUUAUUUCUAAAUGUAAAUAUGGUAAUCAACAGUAAAAAAGAUGAUGGCUGAUUUUUUGGCAAAUAGUCGAAAUUUUAUUUAAAAUAAAAUGCAUCUGAUAAAUAAACUCUUGACAAUUUUUUUUUUCAUCCGAUUUAUAAUUUUUCAUUAAGAAAAUUAUUAAGACAUAAAAUACUAGCUCCCAGUCUCUUUGGUUAUUGUGUUGCAACAUUUAAAAACUAAGGGAAUGAAUGCUAUAUUAAAUUAAAUGUGGAGUUGAAAGUGUGAUAUGUGAGUCCCUUUUAAAACAAAAAUGUUUUAACUUUCGGUACCAUAUAAACUCAUAGCAUUCUUCUUUAGUAUGAGGGAUGCCAUUGAUAUAUAGAAAAAACAUUUGUAGACAAAAUUUCUGUAAAAGAAGUUUAUGAUUGAAAAUAAUACAUGCAUACAUGUUAGGGUAUUAAACUAAUUUCUAAUUUAUUCCAUAAUGUAUUAAAAAUGUUUUUGUCAUAAUUCAAUUAAAAUUUGUACCAGUUUUGCUUGCAAUUUUGAUGAAGUUGACACCAUGAGACAGAAGUUCACUUGAAUUGUGACUAUACAAAAAUUCUGGUAAAUUUAUAAUCAUAAAAAAAACUGCUUGGAUUUGUAAAAAGGAAGCUUAAUCUUAUUUUUUUUAAGUUUAGAGAAAAAAAUUAUGGACAAAUUUUAAUUGAAUGCUGACAGAAGCAUAGUUGAUGGGUCAGUAUUUUGUUUGACCUAUCUUGCCAUUAUUAUAUCAAAACCAUGUUAAAAAGAAAGAGUGUGUGAUAGAAAACUUAUCUGCUGUUGGUGUUCAUAAUCAUCCAAUCAAAUUAUGUGUUACAUGAUGCUUCAGCUAAUGGUAAACAGGUUUAUAAAAAAUUAUCAGCCAAUCAUAGAAUAGCUUACAGAUUUGUUAAGCAAGUGAAAUUUGGUUCAUAGCCAAUCAUGAACAGGCUUACAGAUGCUUGUAAAAAUAAGGUUAAUCAUAACAUGGCUUAUAAAUUUGUCAUUCAAACAUAGUUCUUCAAAACACAGUGAGGUUUUUCACAUAAUGAAAAAAAUGGCACUAGUUCUCCCCAAUAUUUUAAAAUGUUUAUGAUCAUUGUAUAUUUAUAUCUGGACACAGUGCAUAAUAUGCAGUCUUAUAAUUGAUUUUGCUAGUAUCUGUCAUUAUACGGUGCUUUCUGGUUGUUAGAUUAACCACAGUGAAAAAUCAUUUAUAAAACUUGUUGCUGAUUUUGAAAUCUGUACUGGUUCUGUGAAAGUACUUCUCUUUCGUGGAUUUAUAAAUUCAUAAAUUUCAUGAUUCUGCCAAAUGAUUUUUAUGAAUUUUAUUUUUUGUGCUAAAUUAGUGGAUAGCCUUUUUUAACCAGAUAAUAUUAAAGAGUAGUUUAAGAUGAGAAUUAAUUUUUUUUACAAUGGAAUUCAAUGUCAAACAACUUUUGAUAUGUACGACUGUCUCAGAAACAAGUAUGAAAGGGGAAGCAAAGGCACUUUUCAAAACCAGGAAAGGUAGUAUUUCAGUUAUCUUUCCUUUAAGCAAGUGAAAAUUGGUCCAGUUAUGACAAGAUUUGAAAUUAAUAAGUAAGAAUUGUCCUUCUUAGAUUAGCAUGUUCAGUGGAGAGAUAGCUUACUAGGAAAAGGUGCCUUUUGUUUUUUUAUCCCACUUCUCUGCUCUAUAAUUAGCAUCAGACAAUGUAUAAUACACGGUAGUAUAUAUCAUAUGCACCUGUUUCAUAAGUUUCACUUUGACAGUUGUUUAAUGUAUAUAUUUCUUUGUUUAAGAAAUGUACAUAUCUAAUAAUAGUAUUGUUUAUGUAGACAUUGUGAUGUUGGCUCAGGAAGAAGGGGAGGGGUCUUAAUAAAGGGAGGUAAUUCUUCAUUACUUUGAAAAUUUCAGUUAAAAAUAAUGAAAAAGAUAAAAAGAAAUUAAGUUUUCUGUUUUUAUUUUUAUUUUAUCACAACUUUGGUAACAUUAACCGUAAUAUUUUUUCUUAACCAGAUAAGAUUAUAAAAAAAAAACGUUUACCUCUUUUGGUCAAUCUGUAUAAAAUUUCAGUGCCCCUUUUUCUUUGUGCCUUCCAUGGAGUUGAACAUUCAAACGAAACCCCUAUUUCCUGAGCAGGAACUUGAGACAUGACUAAUCAACAGGGAUCUUCUAAUAUUUAUGCUGUACAUUUUGUUAAAGAAUAGUAAUCUUUAUUCUUGAUACUUUAUAAUUUUUGUUUGUUGCAGAAAUUUUAUCAAAUUGUAGAUUUAUUGAAUUGUAAUAUUUAAAAUGAAUUUUAGUUUAUAACAUGCUAUUGCAUCAGAGUAAUUUUCAACUUUAAAUUAGUUAUGUUUAUAUUUUACCAGAAUGAAAAUGGUAGCAUCAGUAUUUAUUUUUUGCAAAGCAGAAAAAGAGUUGCAUUCAGAUUUGUUAUACAAAUCAAGAUAAUGUUCAAUUAAAAUCCAUCUUCCAAUUUAUGUUCAUUCCAAUCAUGUUUCAUUUUUACUGAAACAAUAGUUCCUGAAUUCAAACCACUCCUGUCCAGGGGAUUUGUCUUGAAAUUUUCACAAAGAACUCAUUCAGAAUUUGACUAGUACUUAAAAACUUGUCCAAGUGGGUCCCAUUCAAUGUCAGUUAUUAUGCAGUUUAUAGAACAUUCUUCACUAACUGCUGGUAUUAAGCAGACAGCAAUAUUACUUCUCUUGACCACAAUGACCUGAAUAAGAUUUCUGAUGAACAUGAAUUGGAAGAUGCUUUAUCCUUAGGAUUUGUUGCUAAUUCAUUGAAAUUGGAAAAUUAAAAUAAGAUUGCUUUUUUCGUUAGCUUUUAUGUUUGCUGGAAACAAUAUUAUAUGUCAAAUUAGAUAUAUUUACACAAUGACUUCAAUCUUUAAAAAGUCUUAGAAAUAUCGUUGUAAUACUGAAUAUUCAUACUUUGUAAUACUGAAUAUUCAUACUUUGUAAUACUGAAUAUUCAUACUUUGUAAUACUGAAUAUUCAUACCUAAUGCAUACUAACAUUUAUUAUAUUUAGAAUAUUGUGGAGAACAUAUCUAUGUACACAAAUAUUUGACAUUCAUAUUGCAUUCUGUUCACAACAAUUUUUUGGCAUUACCUGAUCUUCAGAAAUACACAAAAUAAAGACAUCAUCAUUAAA
Mytilus trossulus (common blue mussel) is the source of this 10797-nucleotide messenger RNA. RefSeq names its product la-related protein 4-like. Gene Ontology annotation, biological process: positive regulation of translation. Gene Ontology annotation, cellular component: cytosol; cytoplasmic stress granule. The transcript has 17 exons. Bases 467 to 2962 code for a protein of 831 amino acids. NCBI's taxonomy places the organism in Eukaryota, Metazoa, Mollusca, Bivalvia, Mytilida, Mytilidae. The record is from RefSeq and is a predicted model, not a curated record. Gene Ontology annotation, molecular function: mRNA 3'-UTR binding.